UUGGUUAUACACAUCAAGUGACUGACCACAGUAGAUCUAUUUUUUUGUUAAUCUCCAAUAAAUAAAAUAAAUUAAAAGAAAUAUUAAAAAUGCCUGUUGAUCUUAUUGGUUACCUCUAUGCCGCCACUGUAGCUGGCGGUGGUGUUAUGGGCUACGUUAAAGCAGGUUCAUUGCCCUCCUUGGCUGCCGGUUUAGCUUUCGGCGCCAUACUUGGUUUCGGAGCCCACUUGAACUCCCAAGAACCACCACGUCCUUUGUUGCAAUUGAGCACCUCAUUGGCUUUGGCUGGCAUGAUGGGCGCUAGAUGGAAUCGUUCCGGCAAAAUGAUGCCAGCCGGCAUGAUUUGUAUUAUAUCAGUUGCUGCCUUGAUAAGAAAUGUUGUCACCUACAAUAGGUAUUUACCGCUGCCGGGCAGGAAUUAAAGAGAUUUUCGAUAUAAUUGAUUACCAUAAAAUUGUUUUUCCAUUUGAAUUAUGUAUACUGUGUGGUUGAGGGUCAAAGAUCUGCUUUUUUAUAUAUAAAAAAUACUUAUGUUGCUAUUUGGCAAAUUAAAAUAUAGACACUUGAAUUAAGGUCGUAAUAAA
Calliphora vicina (urban bluebottle blowfly) is the source of this 584-nucleotide messenger RNA. RefSeq names its product transmembrane protein 14 homolog. Gene Ontology annotation, biological process: regulation of heme biosynthetic process. The transcript has 2 exons. Bases 90 to 422 code for a protein of 110 amino acids. Gene Ontology annotation, cellular component: mitochondrial membrane. The record is from RefSeq and is a predicted model, not a curated record. NCBI's taxonomy places the organism in Eukaryota, Metazoa, Arthropoda, Insecta, Diptera, Calliphoridae.